AUGAACUCCGAAAAGAUUGUGGCCGUCAUCUUGGCCAUCUUCUUGCCCCCCUUGGCCGUCUUCAUGAGAGAAGGCCUCACUGCCCCAUUCUGGAUUGACCUUGUGUUGUGUUUGUUUGUGUGGUUCCCCGGUAUUUUGUAUGCCUUGUACGUCGUGCUCAAGAAUUAG
Suhomyces tanzawaensis NRRL Y-17324 is the source of this 168-nucleotide messenger RNA. RefSeq lists its product as uncharacterized. The record is from RefSeq and is a predicted model, not a curated record. NCBI's taxonomy places the organism in Eukaryota, Fungi, Ascomycota, Pichiomycetes, Serinales, Debaryomycetaceae. Gene Ontology annotation, cellular component: membrane. The coding region runs from base 1 to 168 and encodes 55 amino acids. The transcript has a single exon.